GAUUGUAGUAAUUCUAUCGUUUGUACCGGCUUUGCGCCCAUUUCUACCGAUCCCAAAACGUUUUUUUAUUUUACCAUUUAUUUUGUAAUAAAUAAAUAAAAAUCUAAUACAAGUAGUGACCUCUGUCUGCCACCGGAUUGGUCCAUAAUCCAAAUGAUUUUUUUUUUGGGAAACGAACUUUCACGCAUAUUUUCGAAACGUUGAAGAAUCAAAUAGAGGUUAGCAAAAUCUUCGAAAAUGGUAACAGAGAAUCAGGAAGACACCACAGGACUGGAGUCCGAGUCGAUCCCAGUGCCUCGAGUCCACGAUCCAUCGCCAGCCGACGUUCUCCCGACCCAAGGCACUCGCUCCAAGCCUCGUCAUCGAAAGAAAGCCCUGCACUCAGCCAUCCUCAAGCAAAUGGAGUUCUACUUCGGUGAUGCGAAUCUGAGUAAAGACAGAUUCCUCAGCAAUAUGAUUCAGAUGGAUCCUUGGGUCGACCUGAAGGUCUUCCUUCAGUUCAACAAGAUCAGGGCACUCACCCAGGACACUGCGAGAAUAUCAAAGGCCUUGAAGACCUCGACUCUACUAGAACUCUCCGAGGACGGGGAGAAGGUUCGUCGAGUGACUCCAGUCACCCCAAGAGUUGACUGUGAAGCCUGCUCUGUCUAUGUUCAGGGUCUACCUCCAGAUGCCAAUCAUGACUGGCUGAUCAGCAUCUUCUCACGAUACGGGCCAAUAGCCUACGUCUCUGUCCCCAAGUACAAGACGAAUAAAAAAAUCAAGGGAUUCGCUUUCGUGGAAUUCGAGACGGUCGAGGGAGCCCAGGAGUGCCUGAAAGCCUUCGAGGACAAGGACUGUACACUUCCCCCUCACACAUCCCCUCAGGAACUCCUGAGUAUAACGACAUUCUCCGAGGACGACCCACCGAGUGGAAUGGACACAGCGACCCUCGGCUCCAAGCCCAUUCCCCAGGACGUUCAGACAUCGAAGAGAAAGCUGGAGGCCCCUGAGCAAGACUCUCCAUCGAAGACAAAACGAUUGAAGAGCGACGACAAAAAGAACGACGUCGAGGAGAACGGGAAGGGGGACGAGGUCGAGGACGUGGAGAACGACGAGGAGAACGAGACCGAUGGGAUGAAAAAAAAGAAGAGGAAGAGGAAGCGCAGGACCAGAACUGAACAACCUGACGUCGUUGACUUUGGGCUCAGGAUAAUGGCGAAGAAGGACUGGAAGAAGCUGAGGAACAAAUACCUCGAGCUCCAGAGAGAGAAGAUGAAGCAGCUGAAGCAGCACCUGAGGAAGACCCGAUGGAUCCACCCCUCGUCGUACGACAGGAAGGACAGAAUGGAAACCGAAGAGGCAGCUGCUGAAGAGAAUGUCAGGAGUGUCUCGUCAAAUCCUAAAUUCACUUUCUCCGAGGGGCUGAUUGUGAAGAUCGACUUGGACGAGCCCUGCAACAACCCCAAGGGCUUCAAACUCGGCUUCAGGAACGAGCCCAGUGUCAAGUACAUCGACGUCAGGGAGAGCUCCAACGUCGCUUACAUCAGAUGCAGCGAUCAGGAGGGGGCGAAGAAUUUUGUGGAGAAGUACGCGGAGGAGAAAGCUCUGAGUGUAUUGAGUGGAGAGGAGGAGAAGAAAUAUUGGGAGAAAAUGGCCAGCGAUAGGGAGGAGAAGCUGGGGAAGAAGGACCGGACGAAACAACGGGGGAGGGACAAGCUCCUGAAGAAGGCGGAGAAAGAACUGGGGAAACAUAUCAAGUUUGAUGAAGUUUAAAUGAUUGUAAUUGGGGGAUUAGGAUUGAUAAGAGAAUUUUGGGGGUAUGAUUACGUAUAUGUUGUCUGAGUUAUUAAAAUUUGAUCCGAGAUGAGUAGAGUAAUUAGAGACUUCUAUUUUUUUUAGUUUUGAAGAGAAGAGAAAAAGAACUUUUUCAGGAGAAAUAAAAUUGUGGCGAACUAAUUUUUGUAGAAUAAUAAUUAUAAAAUAAAUAAAGAACAUUGGCGCUAUAAAUAUAUGAAAAUUGAAAAGAUAA
This is a messenger RNA of Diachasmimorpha longicaudata, 2011 nucleotides long. It is a transcript of the gene Larp7, whose product is annotated as La related protein 7. The transcript has 3 exons. Gene Ontology annotation, cellular component: ribonucleoprotein complex; nucleus. NCBI's taxonomy places the organism in Eukaryota, Metazoa, Arthropoda, Insecta, Hymenoptera, Braconidae. The record is from RefSeq and is a predicted model, not a curated record. The coding region runs from base 238 to 1755 and encodes 505 amino acids. Gene Ontology annotation, molecular function: RNA binding. Gene Ontology annotation, biological process: RNA processing.